CAUUUUAAAACCUCAAACAAAAUAUUUUGAUUUAUCAAAAAAAAAGUGAAUUAAAUAAUUUCCACAAUUAACAAAUGGAUUUGAAGUGAAUUAGUGAAAAGAAAACUACGUAACCAUUAAAAGUUUUUUUUUAAAUAAAUUGUCGUUGUGUUUUUUUAUCUUACGCAAAAAUCAUAUUUGCAACAUAAAUAUUUCAAUUUAUGUCCAUAAUGCUUUUAGUUUUCAUCUCAAAUAAGUUUUUGUGUGUGUGUGAAAAAAAUGAAAAGAGCACGAAAAGAUCUCCUAAUUUUAAUAAAAAAUCCUAAAGACUCUUUAAUAUUAUAUGUAAAACAUUCUGUGAUAAAUUGAGUGAACAUUAGUGUUUAUUUUAUUGCACGCGUCUUCUUCACUUUGUGACUUUGACGACUAGUAAUCAUUUUACAAACGGAUUAAUACUACAAAAUAUGGUCAUUUUACAAAACUAUUCCCAUUUUCAUGCUCAAAUGUCAUCUUUUUUUGCCGGAAAUUCGACGAUGAUCAGCAAAGAGCGAAUGACCAAAGAUUGGGAUAUUAAUGAUACAAAUGUACCCAUUAUCAGUGAUUCUGAUUUCGAUGAUUUCUGCGAAUGGGCAGACGGGCAUGUUCGUCUUGUGUAUCCGGUGGGGAAUGAGGAUGCAAAGAAGCACACCUCCGGAUGGGCAAUGCGCAACACCAACAACCACAACGUGAACAUCCUCAAGAAGAGCUGUCUGGGUGUUCUAAUUUGUUCCGCGGGCUGUGUACUACCGCACGGUGGUCGCGUACACCUACGCCCUGCGAUAUGCGACAAAGCACGCAAAAAGCAACAGGGGAAACCUUGUCCGAAUCGCGCUUGUAAAUCGGGCAGAUUGGAGAUACUGCCCUGUCGUGGCCACUGUGGCUAUCCCGUGACGCACUUCUGGAGGCACACGGAAAAUGCGAUUUUCUUCCAAGCUAAAGGGGUCCACGACCACCCACGCCCGGAGCCAAAGAGUUCCAGUGAGACGAGAAGAAGUCUCGGCAGUGGACGAAGGGUACGGGGAUUGGCAGUUCUCCUUGCCAGGGAUGCUGCCCUUGGCAACAAACUUCUCUCGCUUAGACAAACGAAGAAAUCACCAAAAUUGCACAAUACCGACAUCAUGAGACCACCACCGCUUAUCCCUGAUUCAAAUAUAGGUGACUCAUCAACCUGCCUGUGUCCUACACCAAAUUGCUCCUGUCGCUUAAUGAGUAAUAAUCUCAGUCAAACUUCCCAGUAUCCUUUUGCUCAAUCCUCCUCGCAAUUUGGCUAUGCAGAAUCAUUUGGAUUAGCCACAUUGAGUCAUCAGCAAACGCAGCAGCAGCAAUUGAACUACUGGAAUCAUUCACAGAACCAAUUUUCCGGUGCACAAUUCACUGAAAGUGGGAAAUUCUACUCAACCUACACAAGUGAUUGUUCCAUGGAAAUAAGUUCGCACAAUCAAAUGAGCGGUGAUGCGACAAAUCAGCAGGAUUUGUAUCAAUUCUCACCACUUUCGGGGGAUCUUUUCCAGCCGGAGGAAAUAUUUCAGCUGGAUCAACCACUAAAACCUCCAGGAGGGGUGAAUAAUUCAAUAUCCCCGCCAACAUUCCUUGAUCUCGGUAGUGGUACAAUCCAGCAGCAGCACAGAGGUAUAUUUCCCGAUGAAGAGAACACCAACAAUAGCUCCUCAAGUCGCAACAAUGAAUCUAGUCCACAUCAGUACGAGUUGAGAGUUUUCGGGCAGAGCCACUUCAACAACAACAACCAUCAAAUGCAUACUGAAUACUUUUGUGAUCCAUCCAGUAGCAAUGAUCCCCAGCAAUUUAUCCAGUACGAUGCUGACAUGCGAUUCGCUAAAUCCGAGAAUUAUGCAUCCAUAUCCGGUGGAUAUGAUGCGUCUAAUGGGACGACUACCGGGGAUGGGUAUCGCAUAAAGAAGCGAUAUGUUGAUGAAAUGGAAAAAAUGAAUAUUUAUGCACAGCCACCAAUUACUCCAUCAUUGGAGAAGAAUUUGGAGGAAAGCAGCUCAACAUAUUACCAUGUAUCCUCUUCACAGUAUCCCUAUGCUGCUUUUCAAGCUUCCGAAUAUGAUGCAACAAACUCCAACAACAAUCACAUGGCUCUAUCCUAAGAAAUAAUCUCAAAAAAAUGAAGUGAGAAUGUAAAUUAAUUUUAAAAAAAAAUGCAAUUUCUAUAAAAAAGUAAAAAAUGUAAAAUAAAAUUUUUUAGGAAAAGAAGAAUUUUAACUUAAAGUAUCUUAAUGAUUUUUCAAGAGGUUGCCUUUAAAUAAGUUUUGGAUUAAUUUUAUUAAGCUUAAUUGCACAUAUCCCUUUUAAUUUUCUCAUUUUAUAUUUAAACUUGAGAUAUAUUUGUAAACUACAUCCCUCCUAUGGAAGAAUGUAGAUGACUGCCGGAGCUAAACUAUAGUGUCUAUCCCACAUUACAAGAUAUUAAAUAAAAAAUAAUAUUAAAAGAAAGCUCUGAAUGGGAUAAGCUUUUUUAUAAUUUUUAUUAUUAAUGCCAAAACUUAAAGCUCUUUGACAAAAAAAAGGAGUGAAAAAUGAGUCUAUUUUUUCAAACAAUAAAUACAUUUUAUUAUUUAUUAUUUUUUUGUGCAAAAAAUGAGUGUUAUUGCAAAAUUGAGACAAUAUUUUUUGAAAAAUUGUACAUAGAAAAUUUUUACAGUUGAUUCACCAAAUUCGUGAAAAAUAUGAAAUUUUUGUUUUUAAUUAUUUCCUGAAUGCUUAAAAAUAUAAAAAUUUGUUGAAAUGAUUCUUACAAUUAAAAAUGACUUAGGGGAGAAUGGUCCAAUUUGGAUCUGAAACUGUUCAAAGGAAAGGCUUAAAACGGUCUAGAUUUUAAAUCUUACCCAUUUCAUGUAAAAGAGACUUAAAAAGACACUAAAAGGUCCGAAUUGAGCGAUUCUCCCCUACUUAUUAUUAUGGCUAUAUAAUGAAUGAUAGAUCAAAUUGGGAUUUUAAUUGUAUUUCAUAAAAUCCAUAGUAAAAAUGACAAUGCAAAAAC
Molecule: messenger RNA, 3022 nt
Organism: Lutzomyia longipalpis
Lineage: Eukaryota; Metazoa; Arthropoda; Insecta; Diptera; Psychodidae
Exons: 4
Coding region: 444-2129 (561 amino acids)
Biological process (GO): regulation of transcription by RNA polymerase II; gliogenesis
Cellular component (GO): nucleus
Molecular function (GO): DNA-binding transcription activator activity, RNA polymerase II-specific; RNA polymerase II cis-regulatory region sequence-specific DNA binding
Source: RefSeq, a predicted model, not a curated record